Chrysochloris asiatica (Cape golden mole) is the source of this 1068-nucleotide messenger RNA. RefSeq names its product heat shock protein 90kDa alpha (cytosolic), class B member 3, pseudogene (gene HSP90AB3P). The annotation marks the transcript as partial. Gene Ontology annotation, cellular component: perinuclear region of cytoplasm; cytosol; protein-containing complex. The record is from RefSeq and is a predicted model, not a curated record. Gene Ontology annotation, biological process: protein stabilization; protein folding; cellular response to heat. The transcript has 2 exons. Gene Ontology annotation, molecular function: ATP-dependent protein folding chaperone; disordered domain specific binding; ATP binding. Lineage: Eukaryota; Metazoa; Chordata; Mammalia; Afrosoricida; Chrysochloridae.
UAUGGGGAGUUCUAUAAGAGCCUUACAAAUGACUGGGAAGACCACUUGGCAGCGAAGCACUUCUCAGUAGAAGGUCAAUUGGAAUUCAGAGCAUUGCUGUUCAUUGCCCGCCGUGCUCCCUUUGACCUCUUUGAGAAUAAGAAGAAAAAGAACAACAUUAAACUUUAUGUCCGCCGUGUGUUCAUCAUGGACAGCUAUGAUGAGUUAAUACCAGAAUAUCUCAACUUCAUCCGAGGUGUGGUGGACUCCGAGGACCUGCCCCUCACCAUUUCCCGGGAAAUGCUCCAACAGAGCAAAAUCUUGAAGUAUGUGUCUCGCAUGAAGGAAACCCAGAAGUCCAUCUAUUAUAUCACUGGUGAAAGCAAAGAGCAGGUAGCCAAUUCUGCAUUUGUGGAGCGAGUGCAAAAGCGGGGCUUUGAGGUAGUUUAUAUCACUGAGCCUAUCGACAAGUACUGUGUGCAGCAGCUCAAGGAAUUUGAUGGGAAGACUUUGGUCUCAGUUACCAAGGAAGGCCUAGAGCUCCCAGAGGAUGAAGAGGAGAAAAAGAAAAUGGAAGAGAGCAAGGCCAAGUUUGAGAACCUCUGCAAGCUCAUGAAAGAAAUCUUGGAUAAGAAGAUUGAGAAGGUAACAAUCUCCAAUAGACUUGUGUCUUCACCCUGUUGCACUGUGACUAGCACAUAUGGCUGGACGGCCAAUAUGGAACGGAUCAUGAAAGCCCAGGCACUGCGAGACAGCUCUACAAUGGGCUACAUGAUGGCUAAAAAGCACCUGGAGAUCAACCCAGAUCACCCCAUUGUGGAGACACUGAGGCAGAAAGCUGAAGCAGACAAGAAUGACAAAGCUGUCAAGGACCUAGUGGUCCUGCGCUUUGAAACUGCACUGCUGUCUUCUGGCUUCUCCCUUGAGGAUCCCCAGACCCACUCCAACCACAUCUACCGCAUGAUCAAGCUGGGUUUAGGCAUUGAUGAAGAUGAAGUGACAGCUGAGGAACCCAGUACUGCUGUUCCUGAUGAGAUCCCCCACCUUGAGGGUGAUGAGGAUGCAUCUCCCAUGGAAGAAGUAGAUUAG